This is a messenger RNA of Halichondria panicea, 4738 nucleotides long. Its product is annotated as sushi, von Willebrand factor type A, EGF and pentraxin domain-containing protein 1-like. Lineage: Eukaryota; Metazoa; Porifera; Demospongiae; Suberitida; Halichondriidae. Bases 1477 to 4608 code for a protein of 1043 amino acids. The record is from RefSeq and is a predicted model, not a curated record. The transcript is spliced from 18 exons.
UUUUUAUCAUAUCAUGUGCAUAAAAGCUAUUAGUAGCAGCUUUAUGUUAUGUAGCUUUGGCAUCUCCACCGAGGCAUCAGCACCUGCGGUGCUUUCAUUGAUUUUGGCUGUAACUACAAUUAUCUAAUAGAGAUGCACAGACAAUGUGCUCUCAAGGAGAGGUUCGGCUUGUGGGAGGCUCUGUCCCAUCAGAAGGGUGAGUAGAAGUGUGUGCUAACAACGCCUGGGGAACCAUUUCACUUUGUAAUGACUAUUGGAAUAAACGUGAUGCCAAUAUAUUGUGUGUCGACAACUGGAUUCUUCAACUCAUUGGAUUCUAGACUCAAUGCAUACUAGGAACUGUACCUAUGAUGUUAAAUCACCUAGAUUGCAAUGGAAAUGAAUCUACCUGACUUUGAUUGCCCUCACUGACAAGUAGAAAUCUCUUCCAAUCGUCACUGUCAACAUUCUAAAGAUGCGGUAGCUGUUACUCAAGUUGCCCUACUCUCAGCAGAAUGGUAGGAUUAUCUACUCUGGUGACACAACGGAGCCUUACAAUUAUCAUCAGUUUAACUCAGAAUAUGAGAUAACGAGUGAAAACAGUGAGAGGACCUGUACUGGCGAUGGUAAAAGUUCAGUGAGAAAGUGGGGUGGAACAACAGCAUGCAGUUUAUUCAGGUUCACAGGACUCAUGGUAUAGAUCUAGUGUCCCCAUUAUACAGUUGUGGACAACCAUGCAUUUGCUCCCAGUAAUGGAGACGUUAAAUGGCCUGCUGGUAUACUACAUUCAAUAGCGUGGCAUACUACAGUUGCAAUUCCUGCUAUCGUCGUCUAGGAGUUUCAUUACAGGGAAAUGGAAAUGGACUUUGGAUACUACCACCUACCUGUGAAAUAAUAAUGUUUGGUUGGGCUGAGAGGGUUCCAUAACUUUUGUAACUUGGAUUUCAUGACAUUUGUAUGCCUCCUCAUAUUCUCAGUUUGCUUUUAUGCAAUGCUAUAUGUAAUUCUGUGAAAAUUGUCAUAUAAACGAGUUUCUAUAGCUAUAUUGGUUAUUGGACAUAAUUUUAUGGUGUGAUCGUAUCAUGAUCGUAUCAUGAUAAGUACAACUGGUUACCUUUAUGUCAUUUUUUUAUCUGAUUCUCGUGUGAUUGUUGGAGUUGUCUUCAACGCAUUCUUUAUUGACUUUCCUUGCUUUGUAUUAAAUAUUGUCGCCAUGAUAACCUUAUGCGGCUGUUUUACAUGCAUGAGAUCAUUUCAUCAAAGCCCUAAAACAGAAUACUCUUCAUUUUUCCUCUGGCCAUCUAACAAUGAUAAUUGUGGCCAUUUUCCUAGGGUAAAACAUAAAAGGAAACCUGAACAAUGCCAAUGUUAUCCAAUACGAUGGAAAUGUGUGACACACUGACAGUGCACUUUCAUGUAGAUUAUGUAGAUCUACAGCAGAGCUAUUUUAGAAUAUAGAGUUGCUGAUAUAUCGAUCUACAUGACUUGUACAAGUGAAUGAUGACCUUUAGUGUUGUUAACUUUUUACAAUUUAUUUUGUCUCUAACCCUUUGCUAUCCAUUUGGAUAUGCACAACAAGUUUGGUUUACCCUGGGAUCAGGCCCUGGAAUCACCACUAACAACACUGAGAUCCUCAUGACUCACAUUGGAGAAGAUGCUGUUGGUGGUUACUCUCUCACUUGUAACACUGACCACACUGCCUGCUGUAGAAGUGCUGACAACAUUGGUACUGGAUCACUAGGACAGUGGACGUAUCCUGAUGGGAGUUUAAUACUGAACAAUAAGGACUCAGCGACUGCUGGACAGCAGUUCUACAGGGUAAGGAAUGGUCCUCAGCUCAUCAAGCUGCGUCGUAGACAGUCUAGCAACCUCCUCACUCCAACUGGUUCCUACUGUUGUACUGUACCAACUACUGGAGGAGAUAUGACCCUCUGUGCCAACCUGGUCGUGUGUUACUCCCUUCUUCCCCCGACCAAUGGUGUGAUCACGUACUCUGAUCCAACACUUGGUGAAGGGACUGUAGCCACCUACACCUGUAAUUCAUUAUACACCCUCAAUGGAGACAGCACCAGAACUUGUGGGAGUGAUGGGAGUUGGAGCGGGUCAACUCCAGCUGGGUGUAAAAAGAAUGCUCGACUGGCAGCAUCCAAUGAGCCCGACGGCACUGACCACACUGGAGAGAUCAUCUCGUUCUCUGAUGUUGGAUCAGGAGUUGAUGGUCAACCACGUCCCUGGUAUUGCUACACCUUCCCUGGUCGUGCUGUGUGGCAGUUCCCUAAUGGGAGUGCAUUUCCCAUAAACCUAACCAAAGGGGUUGCAGUUGGGGACGAAGUGUUUAUCAGUGGUGUACAUGAUCCUGAUGCCGUUGUUCUGCAUCGUGGUCCUUCACACUUCAGUCCUGAUGGCGAACACUGCUGUGUGAGGCUUAACACCAAUGAGAGGAGAUGUGUCACCUUCACUCCCUGUCCCACACUGAGUCCUGUGUCUAAUGGAAUGAUCUCGUAUGAUGCAGCCUCUAACGUAGCCACCUACACCUGCGACACUGGGUACACUGUGACUGGUACCAUCUCAUCCAUUACCUGUAAUGAGGUUACAAUGCAAUGGAGUAGCACUGAGAGACCCACUUGUGAAUUACUUUGUCCAGACCUCACUGCACCAGACAACGGAGGAGUAAUGUACAGUCACACCACCACCCCCAGAGCUGAGGACUCCACGGCUACCUACACCUGUGGCAGUGGGUACCAAAUAACUGGACUGAUAGUGAGGACCUGUACUGCCACUGGAUGGAGCACUGGAGAUGACCACGUCUGCACUGCUGUGUGCCUGUCUCUCCCUCAUCCGACCAAUGGAAUGAUAUCCUAUUCUGACCCAACACUGGGUGUGGGGAGUGUGGCCACUUUCUCCUGUGACCCUGGAUUUAUGAUCAGUGAUGCAAUCCGCAGUACCAGUGAUUGUCGAGCGGAUGGACAGUGGAGCUCUAUCCCUCCUACAUGUAUGGGAAGUUGCCCUGCUCUAAUUGAUAUUGAGAAUGGAAUGGUUACCUACUCUGGUGACACAACGGAGCCUUACAUUUAUGGAACAACAGCUGUGUGUGAGUGCAACCUUGGGUAUGAGUUAACAAGUGGAGACAGUGAGAGGACCUGUACUGGUGAUGUUAGGAGUUCGGUGGGAGAGUGGAGUGGAGCAACAGUAGUUUGUUCAGUUGUGGACUGUGAACAACCUACUGCUCCCAGUAAUGGAGAAGUUAGCUUGCCUGCUGGUACUACAUUCAGUAGCGUGGCAUAUUACAGUUGCAAUUCCUGCUAUCGUCGUCUAGGAGUUUCAUUACGGAUUUGUGGAGGAAAUGGACUGUGGGUCCCAGCCCCACCCACCUGUGAAAUUCUUGAUUGCGAUCGACCUCCAGAUCUUGUCAAUGGAAUAAUCACAACACCUUACACAACAACUUGCAGCAGUGUGGUCACCUACAGCUGUGACAGAGGCUAUUUACUGGAGGGAGUUAGCUCACGUUCCUGUCAGACUAAUGAAGAGUGGUCUAAUGGAACAGCACUCUGCAAUCCUAUUGACUGUGGCAGCUUGAGUAGUCCUGACAAUGGUGGUGUAGUAAUGUUGUCUGGCUCUACCUUCAUGAGCAGAGCAACCUACUCUUGCGACAAUGGGUACCCACUAAGAGGUCCUGCAGUACGUACUUGUGGACCUGAUGGACGAUGGUCCCAAUAUCCACCUAGCUGUGAACCUGUGGACUGUGGUGCAUUGAUUAAUCCAACUAAUGGACUAGUGGACACAUCGUCUGGAACCACUUUCAUGGAUAGAGCUACCUACACUUGCAACAUAGGCCAUAAUCUUGAGGGAACCAGCUCAAGAAUAUGUUUAGCAAGUGGAAUGUGGAGUUCUGUACAGCCAACUUGUGAAGUUGUUGACUGUGGAGCACUUGAAGACCCCACAAAUGGUAAAGUUGUGAUAGUGCAAGGAACCACUUUUGACCAACCAGCUGUGUACUCUUGCAAUGAGGGGUACACGCUAAAUGGAGAUGCCAGACGUACUUGCACUGCUAGUGGGCAAUGGUCAGGGUCAGCCACAUCAUGUGAUUCCGUGGAUUGUGGUGAUCUCGAGGCUCCAGCCAAUGGUUAUGUUUCCACAUCUCAAGGCACUCACUUUAUGGACACUGCCGUGUACAGUUGUGCCCCAGGCUACGACCUCACUGGAUGUCCCGAGGCAGUGUGUCAGUCCAAUGGCACCUGGUCAUGUAACCCUCCUUUCUGUGCCGACAAUGCAAUGAUCCAAUUCAAUUUCGGGCCAACUAGCUAUUGUGUGGAGUGGAAUGAUGAGAAGGUUAAAUUGAUGUACAAGAUCAUGCACAUUGCCACCACCAAGGCAGUAGGAAAGAGUGGACAUGACAUUCCCAUAAACAACAUUCAACCUGGCUACUUCGUAUGUUACAAAUCCACAACAAGGACGACCUAUCGAACCACGAUCACUGGUACGAAGAGUUUGAGUGCUGUCGAGUAUGCUGAGUUAAUUAGCGAGUGGGUGAAGUCUGGAGUGACAACCAGGGUGCUUUGGUACGCUAUCAAGAUGGACAAGGCCUGUCCAGUGGUCAUUACCUCCAUGGACAAGGAUGAGUGUGAAUAACUCUACCAAGUACCUAGCUUGCUAUAUAGAGAGAAGUUUAACGUGUUUGUUAGCCGAAGCUUUACUUAGUUGCGUCUAUAAGGAUAUUGAAGUGUGUCUGAGAUCAAUGUACUGAGUUGAUGAUUUCUUG